This is a messenger RNA of Vigna radiata var. radiata (mung bean), 1243 nucleotides long. RefSeq names its product chloride conductance regulatory protein ICln. The transcript is spliced from 8 exons. The record is from RefSeq and is a predicted model, not a curated record. Gene Ontology annotation, cellular component: cytosol; spliceosomal complex; methylosome. The coding region runs from base 369 to 1037 and encodes 222 amino acids. Gene Ontology annotation, biological process: cell volume homeostasis; spliceosomal snRNP assembly; mRNA cis splicing, via spliceosome. NCBI's taxonomy places the organism in Eukaryota, Viridiplantae, Streptophyta, Magnoliopsida, Fabales, Fabaceae.
AAACCCUACCUUAUGUGUCUUUACUCUUGAACCCACAGCAGGUCAGGUUGUGCCGCCGGCAGCCACGUUCACGCCCUGAGAAUCACCGCCACGAGUAGCUCCCGAGCGAGGCGUUGCUGUCGCGAGAUCUGUCAGCUUCUUCUCCCUCAUCGCUGGGAGGGACUGCGUCGCGAGGCAGCGAGAGGGCGAGAGUUGCUGCAGCAAGAGUAGCCUCCGUGAGAGGUGCCACGGCGAGUAUUAUCUCUGACCGUGAAUGCUACGACUCAAGCUGCGAUUUGGAGCGAUUCAUCCGAUUCAAAAGUCGAAUCGUACGAUACUCACUACUAGUGAAACUGAUAUUAUAUCGAUAAGCAGAACAGAUAAAAGAAAUGGUGUUAGGAUUGAGAGAGAUACGCUGUAGUGGAGUGCCCGACCUUGACCGUGAGAAUGGGGAGGAGCUGAUGCGGGUACAACCUGGCACAGACAUAGUCCUCGGCAACCUUCCUCGAGAAUCCCCUGGCACGCUCUACAUCACUACUAAGCAAGUAAUAUGGGUGAAUGAUGUAGACAAGACUAAAGGGUAUGCUGUUGAUUUUUUAUCCAUAUCUCUUCAUGCUGUCUCUACAGACCCCGAAGCUUACCCUCUUCCUUGUUUGUAUACCCAGAUUGAUACUGAAGAAGCUGAUCAUGAGCACUCUGAUUCGGAACCUAAUCACAUCGAACAAGAUUUGUCCAAUGUCACAGAAAUGAGGCUCAUUCCCACUGAUCCUACCCAAUUGGACACUCUAUUUGCAAUAUUCUGCCAGUGCGCAGAGCUUAAUCCAGAACCGAAUGAUGAUGAAGGAGAAGAAGAACAUGACUGGGUUUUCAGUGCUGAUCAGAUGGUAGAUGAAGAAGCAGAGGACGAAGGUUAUAUCUCUCACAAUCCAGUCAACUCUAUUGGUCAGUCAAAUGGAAAUCACGACCUUGGUCGUUCCAUACUUGAGCUUCAAAUCAAUGAUCGAAGAUUUGAGGAUGCGGAAGAGAUGGAUGAUAAUGGAGACGGCACCCAUCAUUGAGUGUCUGUAACUGUGUGGUUUGGUUUUAUAUAUGUAUAUUAUGAAAAUCUGACCAGGCUUAGGUGCUUAUCUGAGACUUUUUUUAAGAAAACAGCAGAAUAGUGAGUUUAAAGCUAUGUUGUAGAAGAAAUUGAGUAUUGUAUGGAUACUUUAUUGAUAAUUAAUGUUUGGUCUUUAUCAAUGCGCGGCAAAUUAUUUUACUGAAA